GAAGCCACGGAGCACGGACGGGCGCGAACCGCCGGGCGGCCGGCGCACAUGUCGCGGGGGCUGCUGCCGCUGUUAGCGUCGUCAAUGCCGGCGGUGGGGGGCGGGGCGGAGAUCCUGGCCCGGCGGGUGAUUGAUGUGCCGGCGGAAGGCGGCCGGAUCGCAGCGCGGCGGCUAAGCGUUAUCGGUCGCGCCGCGGCAUUUGCGUCCUGGAUCCGUUCCGCGCCCGCGCCCCGGCGGGGCAGUCGAGGCUGCACCCCGGCGCGACACAGUAGGCCCGGCGCAACUAACUUCCACCACGAGCGUGGCGAUCUCUAUCGGAACGAAAAGGCCUCCGGCUGCAGUGUCGCCGCUGCUGGAUUCGAUGCAUUCCCUAGGUGCUUCCCUUAGGAGGUGACACGCGAGCGCGCAGAUCCGAGGGACCCCCUACGUCACUCCCCCGCGGCGCCCGGGGGGGGGCCUGCCAGGUUCCUGCAUUUCGCAGCUAGGGGGGCGGGGUCGCUUCCUCUUCGGCGGCCGGCGUGC
Messenger RNA from Amoebophrya sp. A120, 522 nucleotides. The record is from the annotation of a GenBank genome assembly. Lineage: Eukaryota; Dinophyceae; Syndiniales; Amoebophryaceae.